GGCUAGAUAUCAUAACGGUACAAGUGGUCCUUUAGCACCAGAUCUUGAUGAAAUCAUUGGAGACUCAGAUGAAGAAAGCCAAUCAAAUGAGGAGGUACUUACUUCGGCUGAAUUAUUAGAACGUUUAUAUCAAGUCUUAUUCAAACUGAAGUGAAUCAAUUGGAGGCUGAAGCGAAAUCUUUACCGGCUGGUGAUUUAAAAGCUCAAAUGAAACGAAUUCAAGUUGAACGAAUCCGUUUUAUUAUUGCAGAUUAUAUGCGGGUUCGUAUUAAAAAGAUUGAAAGAUUCGCUGAGCAUGUCUUGGCUGAAGAACGAUCACGUAAUCCGAAUGAUCCGCCGCAUCUAACUGUAGAAGAAUACCUUUUCGCCAAAUCAUAUGCAAACAGUAUUCGAGAUUAUUUAAAGAACAAUAUUAUCAAUCGUUUACCGGCUAAUAUGCAAUCUGUUAAAGAUGAAGAAUUAGCAUUUCAUCCAAAUCCAAACAGUUAUGUCUUCUGUCGGUCGCUGAAGAAAAUUGACUACAUUGAAGCAUUCGAUUAUAAUACCGAUGGUAGUCAAACGUCUGUGUCACUGACGUUGGAACCUGGUGCUCAACAUCUUUUACCAUACAGUUGUAUUCGACCAUAUGUGGAAAGUGGUGAUGUCAUCUUGAUAUGAGUGAAGUGAACUCAAUAAUUAUUGUUGUUGUUGUUGUUGAUUUUUCGAACAGUGUUUAGAAGAAGAAGUAUAGUGGUCGGUUACUGCA
Trichobilharzia szidati is the source of this 745-nucleotide messenger RNA. Lineage: Eukaryota; Metazoa; Platyhelminthes; Trematoda; Strigeidida; Schistosomatidae. The record is from the annotation of a GenBank genome assembly.